GCCGCGCUGUUUCGGGGCCGUGCCGGGGCUGUGGCCGCGCUGUUUCGGGGCCGUGCCGGUGCUGUGGCGGCGCUGUUUCGGGGCCGUGCCGGGGCUGUGGCCGCGCUGUUUCGGGGCCGUGCGGGUGCUGCGGCGGCGGGGCGGCCCGGGCAGACGACGCUCCUCCUAGCUCCGGCGGUGGAAGGAAGCUUUUCGAGCCCGGACUUGGCCCGAGCCCCGGUGGAAACCCCCCGCUGGAAACAAGAACUCUGAAAUCAUGGCGGGGAAACCCAAGCUGCACUACACCAAGGGAAGGGGGAAGAUGGAGUCAAUCCGAUGGCUGUUAGCAGCAGCUGGGGUUGAGUUUGAGGAAGAAUUCAUAGAGACGAAAGAAGACUUGGAAAAAUUGCGCAAUGAUGGAGUCCUGCUGUUUCAGCAGGUGCCCAUGGUGGAGAUAGAUGGGAUGAGGAUGGUGCAGACCAGAGCCAUCCUCAGCUACAUUGCAGCAAAGUACAACCUCUAUGGGAAGGACCUGAAGGAGAGAGCCUGGAUUGAUAUGUACGUGGAGGGAACUACAGACCUAAUGGGAAUGAUCAUGUAUCUUCCUUUUCAACCAGCUGAUACAAAAGAAAAGAAUCUUGCCCUAAUCAUUGAACGAGCUACAACCAGGUACUUCCCUGUUUAUGAAAAGGCCUUAAAAGAUCAUGGACAGGAUUAUCUUGUUGGUAACAAAUUAAGCUGGGCAGAUGUCCAUCUGCUGGAAGCGAUUUUAAUGGCAGAAGAAUGUAAGCCUGAUGUUCUGUCUGCAUUCCCUCUGCUGCAGGCUUUUAAAGGAAGAAUCAGCAACAUUCCAACAAUCAAAAAAUUCUUACAGCCUGGCAGCCAGAGGAAGCCACCAACAGAUGAGAAGUUUGUUGCUGUUGUGAGGAAAAUAUUCAAUAUCUAGUCUGAUGAAGAUAACCCAACUGUAGUAUAUUACCAGAGCUUGCUUUGUAAGAGUAAAUUGCAUAGAUGUGCUCUGUAACUUGCAUCAUGUGGCCAGUGUUGAAAUAAUACACUUUUAAAUUAGAGUAAAAGGCUAAUUUGGACCUGUUGAGUCCAGAAAGAAGAAUUUCAUGAAGCAGUUAUAUGAAAUAAAAUAUGCUGACAUGUGGUGUGUGUUCAAUUACAGUGCAUGCCUGGUAGGGUAAAAUGUUCAAUUGUAGCUUCUGGAGUACUGUAAAAAAGCCUCAUGAUCCCCAACCCCCUUUUUAUAAACUGCCAGAGAGAGGAGCCACACCCUGAAAACUGAGAAGUCACUUAAAUUCAGGCCUAGAAUCUUCUGGGUUGGUUCUCUAGGUGGUCUCCUAGAAAGUUCACUGUCCCCCUGCGGUAUUUCACAGCCUAAAAAUUAAGGAAAUAAAACCUUUAAAAAUAAAAUUAAAA
This is a messenger RNA of Motacilla alba alba, 1404 nucleotides long. Its product is annotated as glutathione S-transferase. Gene Ontology annotation, biological process: glutathione metabolic process; xenobiotic metabolic process. The coding region runs from base 257 to 925 and encodes 222 amino acids. Lineage: Eukaryota; Metazoa; Chordata; Aves; Passeriformes; Motacillidae. The record is from RefSeq and is a predicted model, not a curated record. The transcript has 8 exons. Gene Ontology annotation, molecular function: glutathione transferase activity.